AUGGCGGAAUGUGGAGAGUCGGUGUCGUGUGAGCGUUAUUCUUUAUCUGAUAACACAACCCAUCAGGUGGUGUGCAUCAACAACAUCAACUUCCAGAGGAAAUCAGUCAUUGGCUUUGUGGAGCUGACCAUCUUUCCCACCGUGGUGAACCUGAACCGCAUUAAGCUAAACAGCAAGCAGUGUCGCAUUUACAGGGUGCGAGUGAAUGAUCUGGAGGUGCCCUUUAUUUAUAACGACCCCACACUUGAGGUCUGCCAUCAUGAAUCCAAACAGAGGAACCUGAACUAUUUUUCCAGUGCGUACGCUGCAGCUGUGAGUGCUGUGGAUGCGGAUGCUGGGAAUGGAGAGCUGUCCAUUAAAGUACCCUCUGAGAUAUGGAAGCUUGGAGAUGAGAUUAAAGUUCUGAAGGUGUACAUCGAGUUCUCACUGGACCAGCCUAAGGGUGGGCUCCAUUUUGUUGUACCUGACAUGGAGGGCAGCAUGGCUGAAAAGGGAGCACACGUCUUCUCCUGCGGAUAUCAGAAUUCCACAAGGUUCUGGUUUCCAUGCGUGGACUCGUACUCGGAGCUGUGCACGUGGAAGUUGGAGUUUACUGUGGACGCCUCAAUGGUGGCAGUGUCUGGCGGUGACCUCAUCGAGACCAUCUACACACAUGACAUGCGCAAGAAGACCUAUCACUAUCUGCUGCCCAUCCCCACUGCUGCCCCCAACAUCUCACUGGCUAUAGGGCCCUUCGAGAUUCUUGUGGACCCGUACAUGCAUGAGGUUACACAUUUCUGCCUGCCGCAGCUGCUGCCUCUGCUGAAGCACACCAUGUCGUACCUGCACGAGGUGUUUGAGUUCUACGAGGAGAUCCUGACAUGCCGCUACCCAUACUCCUGCUUCAAAACGGUUUUUGUUGAUGAAGCCUAUGUGCAGGUCUCCUCCUACGCCUCCAUGAGUAUCUUUAGUACAAACCUGCUCCACAGUAGUGUGAUCAUUGACCAGACCCCACUGACACGCCGCUGCUUGGCACAGGGCCUGGCACAACAGUUUUUUGGCUGCUACAUCUCCCGUAUGUCAUGGUCUGAUGAAUGGGUCCUGAAGGGCAUCUCAGGCUACAUAUAUGGCCUCUACCUCAAAAAGACGUUUGGAGUCAAUGAGUAUCGGUACUGGAUCCGUGAGGAGCUGGAUAAGAUUGUGGAAUAUGAGCUGAAGACAGGAGGUGUCCUACUGCACCCUACUUUCAUUGGAGGAAAGGAAAAAGACAGCCCGACUCCCCACCUGCAUUUCUCCAUCAAACACUCACACACACUUUCCUGGGAGUACUACAAAAUGUUCCAGUGCAAAGCUCACCUGGUCAUGAGGCUGAUCGAGAACCGAAUCAGCAUGGAGUUUAUGCUGCAGGUUUUCAACAAACUGCUGAGUCUGGCCAGCACUGCAUCGUCACAGAAGUACCAGUCACACAUGUGGAGCCAGAUGCUCUUAUCCACCUCCGGCUUUCUCAAGUCCAUCUCCAACGUGUCGGGGAAAGACAUCGGACCCUUGAUGAAGCAAUGGGUAGAUCAAAGUGGGGUGGUGAAGUUUUUUGGCAGCUUUGCUUUUAACAGGAAAAGGAACGUGCUGGAGCUGGAGAUCCGCCAGGACUAUACUUCUUCUGGCACCCAGAAAUAUGUGGGCCCCAUAAAGGUGACGGUUCAGGAGUUGGACGGAUCCUUCAACCACACGCUACAGAUAGAAGAGAACAGCCUUAAACAUGACAUACCCUGCCAUUCCAAAAGCAGAAGAAACAAGAAGAAGAAAAUCCCUUUGAUGAAUGGUGAGGAGGUUGACAUGGACCUAUCAGCCAUGGAAGCAGAGAGAGGCAGUAGAGGCAGGGCUGGUAGAGACAGGAUUGGUGCAGAACUAAGCAGAAGAGCAUCCACCACAUUCUUCAGCCAAGGUGCCGACUCUCCACUGUUGUGGAUUCGGAUCGACCCGGACAUGUCGGUUCUGCGGAAGGUGGAUUUAGCCCAAGCUGACUUCAUGUGGCAGUACCAGCUGCGGUACGAGCGGGACGUGGUGGCACAGGAGGAGGCUAUCGUGGCGCUGGAGAAAUUCCCCUCUGCUUCCUCACGCCUCGCCCUCACAGACAUUCUGGAGUACGAGCCGUGCUUCUACAAAGUGCGCAUGCAGGCCUGCUUUUGCCUGGCCAAGAUCGCCAACGCCAUGAUGAGUACAUGGUCCGGUCCUCCAGCAAUGAAGUCCCUCUUCACACGCAUGUUCUGCUGUAAGAGCUGUCCCAACAUUGUCAAGACCAAUAACUUUAUCAACUUCCAAAGCUACUUCCUGCAGAAGACCAUGCCAGUGGCUAUGGCAUUGCUCAGGGACAUACAGAAUCUUUGCCCCAAAGAGGUGCUUAACUUCAUUCUGGACCUCAUCAAAUACAAUGAUAACAGCAAGAACAAGUUUUCUGAUAACUACUACCGUGCUGAGUUGAUUGAUGCCUUGACCAACUCAUUAACACCAGCCAUCAGCAUCAAUAACGAGGUGCGCACUAUAGACAAUCUGAGCGCAGACAUCAAGUUUAUCUUGGAGGAAGUGACUCGCUACCUUAACAUGGAGAAACUGCUGCCCAGCUACAGAAACAUUGUCACCGUCAGCUGCCUACGGGCCAUCAGGAUGCUGCAGAAGAACGGCCACAUUCCCAGUGACCCCAGCCUAUUUAAGGCAUACGCUGCAUACGGGCAUUUUGUGGAUGUGAGGGUUGCUGCUCUGGAGGCUGUGGUCGACUAUACCAGAGUGGACAGGAGCGCUGAAGAGCUUCAGUGGUUGCUGGACCUGGUCCAGAACGAUCCAGCACACUACGUCAGACAUAAGAUUCUUAGCAUGAUGUCCAAGAAUCCGCCCUUCACCAAAGCUGCUGAGUCGCCCCUGUGCACCGAGGCUCUGGUGGACCAACUAUGGAAGCUGAUGAACUCUGGUACAUCUCAUGAUUGGCGUUUACGUUGUGAUGCUGUAAACGUCUACCACACUCUUUUUGGCCUGACGAGACCAGCCUGCCUGCCUCUCCCUGAGCUCGGCCUUGUUCUCAAUCUGAAAGAAAAGAAGGCUGUCCUUAACCCCACCAUUAAAUCAGAACAGGAGGGUCCGGAGCUAAUGCCAGAGAUGAUCUUCACCGGCAGUAUCAAGGAUGAUCAAAUCGUUAUAGAGCCGGCAUUGGGUAGCAUGGCCCUUGCUACUCAGGGCCUGAAAAGGAAGGCAGAGACUCCCCUGGCUUCGCCACCAGAGCCUGGACAAGUGCUGCAGGAUGAACCAAUGGUCAAAGCAACUGUCAAGAGCCGAUUUCCCACUCAGGAUGAAGAGGACAUAGAUAUGGAUACAGUUCAUGACAGUCAGGCGUUCAUUUACCACCACCUAAACAUGCUGGAGAGGCCUUCCACACCAGGUCGAGAACCCCCGGCAGUAGAGCAGGUUGCGAUGUCCAUGCCAGCCACUCCAGUGCCCGGUUUUAUCAAGGAAGGCACCACCUCUUCCUCGUCCAAACACCACCACCAUCAUCACCACCAUCACCAUGAGCACAAGAAAAAGAAGAAGAAGCACAAACACAAGCACAAGCAUAAACACAAGCAUGAGAGCAAGGACAGAGAAAAGGACCGUGAUUUUAUGGGCUUCUCAAAUAGUCCAGCCAGCAUUCGCUCACCCUCUCUGUCUGACUGAGUUCAUCUUCACGCUGUGCAUCUGCAUAAAGUUACUGUCCUGUCUGGAACUGAAGGCUUUUAAUACCAGGUGGCAAGAUGGACUUUUUAACAUUAUAAAGACUUUUUUUCAUUGGUGAAGGAUGUCUGGUACAGUAAAAAUGUACCAUAUCUGCACGGAGAUGGGAUAUCAGAAACAUUUUAAUUAUCACAUCCACGAAGCGAACUUUGACUGUUAGGAGUCUGUAAACCCAUGUUUGUUUCCAGUGCAGGGAUUUUAUAUCCAGCAAUUUUAUUGCCCGCCCUAGAAGAAUACUUUUGUAGGCCUCUUAUUAGCUCAUGUGAAAAGUCAACUGAAUUGUAAUUGGCUUUAGGAUGCAGGAAUACCCGCCUCCACAGGGCUUUAAACCAGGUGCCCAGAGGCACUUAUGCAGCUUUUGUUUGCAUUAAUAAUUAAACAAACACCCAUUAUUAUGUUUUAAUCCACAUAUUCAUCACAAAACACAUCCUAAUAAAGGUUUUAUUGUUUUUUUAUAUAUAUAAUAGUGUUUAUUACCAAUUAAGUUUGUAGUUUCCUUUUCCGGGUGUAACACGCUGGAGCUGCGCUGUAGGAUGCAACAUCUCUGCAUAAUACCACGACACUGUGAAACAGCUGUACUUUUAAAGCUUUAAGUUGAUUGGUGAAGGUGUCGUAAUGUAACAAACACAUCACAGAUACGGUGCAGCAUCACAGCUGUUAAACUUGCCCCUGACAAAUUUCCAUACAAUAAGUAGGAUAAAAAAAAAAUUAUAACAUUUAGCAUUUAAAAAUAUUCAUGCAUUUAAAUAUUAAAUUCUAGUCUCUUGCUUUCCAUUUCACUUGUUGUCACAUGACCAGUCGUAAUCUGUUUUUACAUUUGAGCAAGUAAAACUCUCCACUCCUGUCCAUCCUGUUAUAAAUGUGAAGGAAACUCAGAUUCAGUUUUUUCUCCGGUGUUGACUGACCACACACAUACACUGAGCUCUCAACACAUGGACCACUGAGGCCGCCUCUCCUACAAAAAAUGUCCUUUUACCAACUCCUGGAAAUGACAAAUUAGCUGUAAACCUUACUUGUGCCAUGAAAAGCAGCAUUUUCAUCCUCAAGCAAUCUUCAGUUCAACAUGAGAAACUUAUUCAUUUCUGUCCAGCUAUGAGUUCUUAAUGUUAUAUUUUACAGUGUUUUUUCCUUGUAGAAGUUUUAUAAUCUUGAUAAUAGAUAAUGUUUUGUCCUUUAUAAUAAAUGCAAAUAAAAACUUAGAAUUGUGGUUAA
Molecule: messenger RNA, 4947 nt
Organism: Trichomycterus rosablanca
Lineage: Eukaryota; Metazoa; Chordata; Actinopteri; Siluriformes; Trichomycteridae
Gene: taf2
Product: TAF2 RNA polymerase II, TATA box binding protein (TBP)-associated factor
Exons: 27
Coding region: 1-3678 (1225 amino acids)
Biological process (GO): transcription initiation at RNA polymerase II promoter
Cellular component (GO): transcription factor TFIID complex
Molecular function (GO): chromatin binding; RNA polymerase II general transcription initiation factor activity; transcription cis-regulatory region binding
Source: RefSeq, a predicted model, not a curated record